This is a messenger RNA of Achroia grisella, 1418 nucleotides long. RefSeq names its product cyclin-dependent kinase 10 (gene Cdc10). NCBI's taxonomy places the organism in Eukaryota, Metazoa, Arthropoda, Insecta, Lepidoptera, Pyralidae. Gene Ontology annotation, cellular component: nucleus. Gene Ontology annotation, biological process: regulation of mitotic cell cycle; protein phosphorylation. The transcript has 8 exons. The coding region runs from base 146 to 1357 and encodes 403 amino acids. Gene Ontology annotation, molecular function: cyclin-dependent protein serine/threonine kinase activity; ATP binding. The record is from RefSeq and is a predicted model, not a curated record.
UAAAUGCACCGUGUGAACUAAUCUGUGCUAUGUUAUUAUUGUUUCUGUUUUAGUGUCGCGAGUGUUUUUGGAAAUAAUAAAAAAUUGUUUUUAUUAAAUUUGAAAAGAAUACAUGGUUUAAAGUAUUCUUAACAUAGUUCCAAAUAUGUCGCAAAAUUCUGAGAAACCAUCUACUCAGGAUGCCGCUGAUCCAACAGGCCCUACAGGGCGCAAGGGCGUGCUCAUAUCUUUCCGAACAGGCAAAACGAUGGAAAUACCCGAAAAAGACAUUCUUGGUCGAUGUAGGUUUGUUGGAGAAUUUGAAAAACUAAACCGCAUAGGUGAAGGUACAUAUGGAAUUGUAUAUAGAGCAAAAGAUAAGCUAAGUGGAAAUAUUGUGGCACUGAAGAAGGUAAGAAUGGAUGUGGAGAAAGAUGGUCUUCCAUUAAGUGGCCUUCGUGAGAUACAGGUGCUCAUGUCUUGUAUGCAUGAAAAUGUUGUCCAAUUGAAGGAGGUACUUGUUGGUCGGUCUUUAGAAAGUAUUUUUUUGUCAAUGGAAUAUUGUGAGCAGGAUCUGGCAUCACUCUUGGAUAACAUGUCAUCACCAUUUACUGAGUCGCAAGUGAAGUGCCUCAUGCUCCAAGUGUUGAAGGGCCUUAAAUAUCUCCAUUCAAAUUUCAUUGUACAUAGAGAUCUGAAAGUAUCCAACUUAUUGCUCACUGACAAAGGAUGCGUCAAAAUAGCGGACUUCGGGCUGGCCAGAUGGUUGGGCGUGGCGGCGCGGUCCGCGACCCCGCGCGUGGUGACGCUCUGGUACCGCGCGCCCGAGCUGCUUUUACAGGCGCCACGGCAGACGCCAGCCCUCGACAUGUGGGCCGCUGGCUGCAUUCUCGGUGAACUGCUCGCCAAUAAGCCUUUGUUGCCCGGUAGGACGGAAAUAGAACAGCUGGAGCUCAUUGUAGAUUUACUUGGGACUCCAUCUGACGCAAUAUGGCCGGAAUUCAGCGCCCUGCCGGCCCUACAAAACUUCACAUUGAAGCAACAACCAUACAAUAACUUAAAGCAACGGUUCCCAUGGCUCUCUGCUGCGGGGCUUCGGCUUCUUAAUUUCCUGUUCAUGUACGACCCUAACAAACGAGCCACGGCUGAGGAAUGUCUGCAGAGUUCAUAUUUCAAGGAACAACCUUUACCAUGUGACCCUAAACUUAUGCCCAGUUUUCCUCAACAUCGGAACAUGAAGGGACAACAAAAGACUUCAACCAAUCAAUUGAAUAUACCCUUGUCAAACUUAAACACGGGCGCCAAUGACCAGACUAAUAAUCUUCCCGCCAUCUCUGAUUUAUUGGGAUCUCUAGUCAAGAAACGAAGGUUAGAUUAAGUAAAAUUUAAAUUUAGAAUGUCUUAAAUUAAGUCUCAAAUAUAAAUUCAUGUGAUUUGAA